AUGAAACCUCCAGUGAUAGUAUUUUUUAUAAUUAUUGGAGGAUGUUUUAUAAGUUUCGCUAAUGGUGCUAACGAUCGUCCAAGGAAAUCAGGGAACACUGUCGAUAUUGAGAUCUUCGGUGGAGCGAUGUGCCUUCAUACAACAAUAUUCUUGCGUCAACAGCUCCUCCCCGCAUAUAAGUUAUUUGGACCUCGUCUACGAAUUCGCUAUCAUCCAUUUGGUGUUCGACGAUACACCAAUUGUGAAUGGACUGGUUCUGGAUUUGAAUGCACUUGUCAACACGGACAGCGUGAAUGCGAUAAAAGUGCUUUGCAAGCGUGUGUUAUAGAGAAUUUUCCACGAACAGAGGAUCACAUCAAGUUAGUGAGUUGCAUACAAGGCAGUGCCGCGUUUAAUACAUCGGUUCGGGAAUGCAUCGAGAAUGCAUCGGCACCAAAGCAAAUCGACUGCGACAGGCUAAUCCGCUGUGCAACGGGUAGUCUUGGCCAAGAGUUGGUAGCUCGUCAUGGAACCACACAAGAUCGUAAAGCUCCAGGGAUGUCAUGGGUCCCAUGGAUAAUGAUCGGUGGAAUCCGUGACAAGGAAGCAGAGAGGCAUCUAAUAAGGCAGCUUUGCUCGCGCUACCUUAAGCCACGACCUUCAGAAUGCAAAAUGUACGGGUUUGAGCCCACAGAAGAUAUUUAG
Necator americanus (New World hookworm) is the source of this 684-nucleotide messenger RNA. RefSeq lists its product as uncharacterized. The transcript has 6 exons. The record is from RefSeq and is a predicted model, not a curated record. Bases 1 to 684 code for a protein of 227 amino acids. Gene Ontology annotation, molecular function: oxidoreductase activity, acting on a sulfur group of donors, disulfide as acceptor. Lineage: Eukaryota; Metazoa; Nematoda; Chromadorea; Rhabditida; Ancylostomatidae.